Molecule: messenger RNA, 2514 nt
Organism: Pisolithus orientalis
Lineage: Eukaryota; Fungi; Basidiomycota; Agaricomycetes; Boletales; Pisolithaceae
Product: TRAPP trafficking subunit Trs65-domain-containing protein
Exons: 9
Coding region: 1-2514 (837 amino acids)
Biological process (GO): intra-Golgi vesicle-mediated transport
Cellular component (GO): TRAPPII protein complex; trans-Golgi network
Source: RefSeq, a predicted model, not a curated record
AUGCAGAAAUCGGUGAAGGAGGAACCUUCGUUCGAAACACUAUUUGGUGCUUGUCUCCUUGAAGUCGUAGUCCCGAACACUUCGGUAGAUUUUCCGAAGCGUCAGGAUCUGGUCGAUGACUGGUUGACUGCCUUGCAAGAACGCCAGGCAGACAGGAAACAUGCAUUCUUCGACGAGCAACUUCGUCUCUUCCUUAUAAUUAAGAUCAAUCUACCACCGAAUUCACCUCAUGAAAGCCGUGGUCUGCCGCCGCCUUUGGUUCAUUUCCUCCGGCAUAUCCAGGUGUCCUUGGAUGCUACAUACAUCUCUCGCAAUAACCCUCGUCCGACAUCGCUACAUCCUUCUAUCUUCCCCCCGACGACCCCGAACCCUAUCCCUUCUACAGCGGAAGCUGACAAAAAGUACGUGCAGUCGGAGGGCGCGUUACUCCAUUCCAGCAUAUGGGGACAGGACCCUGCAGAACAUUCAGGGGAGAAGUUUGCUGUCUUCUUCUCACAUUCACGAAGGGAAUGGGUCGCUGUUUACCGACUUUUCUUAAAUGUGUCGUUUCUACGCCUUCCCUUCACUGAUCCUUUGCUUUGUUUGACAAUCUCUGCCACUCUGCGCGAAAAGCCGUUGCCUUUAUCGCAGACGAGACACCCACUAGUAGCCUUUCUGCUGCAAGAGGAUAUGAUGCCGUGGCAAGAUGUUAUUGCGCACAGGCCAUCUAUUGAAUCCGAUGACCCUCUUGAUAUGGACUACGAGUUAAAUACACUGAAAGAAGUAAAUCUUCUUGACGGGCUCGCUACCGGGUCAAGUCAUUCGUCGGAAUCAGAACUUCUCGAUUUACCAUCAACUCGACUAGGAGACGUAACUCGUCGGCAGCUCUUUUGCUUACCUCCCGUUUUCUCGUUGGGGCGGACUUCUCAGGGUAUUAACACCGUGCGAGGUCCUCACCACGUGCUGCGCAAGUCCUUCCGAGUGGUUCUAGAAAUGGCGUCCGGAUUCCGUGUUCGCAUGCGUACAGUCUUCGCUCCCCAUAUACUGCUUCCAAUGGAUCAAUCAACUUUAGAAAACGUCGUCAAAAAUGGAGACGAAGAGUGGGAAGCCGGAAAUAGCGAACGCACUAUUGUCUUGUGUAUCGAGAUCGAGAACUCUGGAGAGUAUGAUUCGGACGUCGGGUUUUCCUUGGAGAGAGUGGAUGUCAAGAUUGGAGGGGAUGGAGCCAUCACAAAGCUCGUGGGUUGGGGAGAAGCUGCCCGCCAUUCCAAUUCAGACGAACGGACAUUUCCCCUCUUUCUGAAACCAAAGGAACAAUACAACCUUCUCUACAUGGUGUCAUUUCUGAAUGCUGACAACCAGGAUGACAUCUCCUUCACAGCUCCGUCUGCGAAGCUUGGUGUUCUACAGAGAGCCGUGACGAUAUCAGUCCAUGGGAGGCCUUACAUAUCUAACUUUCUUCUGGAUGAAGGAAAAGGCUCUAAUGUCUUGACUUACCUGACGCGUGCAUUUUCAUCGAGAUGGAAUUGCAUCCUGGAUAUGUCCUCCAGACCACGCGAGGGUGCAGCUCAAUGGCAGGGGUCGUCCAGUGGCACUCGAAGUGCUCUUCCGGAGUUACCAUCCCCAUUCCCCGGUGCCUUCCCAUCUGCUAUUGUUCCACCUCCUACUACGAGGCCGGUACCACAAGCCGUCGCAGGCAAGCGGUUAACCAUGCAGAACAAUAUAACGGCCCUCCACACAGCUGGCCCUCUCUCCUCCCUACCUCGUGAUCAGAGCAGUUUUCCGAUCUCCGUAAAUCAGACUCCGCCUUCUGUUUCUCUGCAAAGGUCUUCCGACUUUCCGCACCUGACUUCUAGUGUACCGCCUCCAACGCCGGCAAUGCGUGGACUGUCUGAGGCACGUCCGCAAGGCAUUGCGGCGCCAGCGACCCCUGCCUUGACUGUUGGUCAGGGAGUGAACAGCAUAUCUGGUUUAAUGGGCAGUCGGCAAGGAAUCUUUCGGGCCAGCACCAGUAUCGAAUCCCGAACGGAACAAGAUUCAUUUGUUUUGCACACCACCUCACCUGCAUGCAUUGGAAGGUCGAAUGCCACCGGAGACGCUCCAAUCUCUUCAGUAGAACCUAUCAUUGUUUCCCUGGAUAUUUUCGUUUUUAACCAAAGCUCGUGGACUAGACGAUUCCAAGUCAGUUACCCGAAUGCGAACCUCGACCAACGAAGAAAGAUAGUGCAAGACAGGGUGAACAUGAUUGCCCUUGAUGAGCUGAAGAGCACUGUCAUCCCCCCUGGGAUAUUACCUUUGCAGAAUCGCGUUAGGGUUGGUCCACUCAAACCUUCGACUUGUCAAUCUGUUCGUCUGGACUUCCUCGCCCUCUCUCCUGGUGUACAUUCGGUCAACUUGACAUUGGUUGACGUAGAAACCGGAUACUUGAUGAAUCUGCGGUCAGCAAUCGAUAUCGUCGUUCACGAGGCUUGGGGGAUAGGUAGAGAGAUCCAUCUCAGCCACAUGCAAGUCAAAACAGAUGUAGAAACUGCGUAG